AUGUUUAACAAGCCUCACCCAAGUAAGACUCUGAACGACCAACAUAGCGAUGCUUUCAUGGAGUGUAAUGAACAUCGACCUGUAUCAACAUUAAUUGUUCCACCAAAACAGCGACGGAGACAGCCACUGCAUCCACAGUACCAGUUGUUUUUUCCGCAUGUGCCACCAGUCUCUCAACGUACAAUAUAUCAGAACUAUCAAACGAACUCGACGACCAUGGCACCACUGUUUGAUAUAACUAACGGAGGCAUGCCUCCCACACGAUCAAAUCCAUCUCCACGUCCACGUCAGCAACGACCGUUCAAAAAUUCUUAUGCCUGGGCAAAUAUGUACAGUCGACCACUAAAGAAUAAAACAAAGUUUCAAACUAAUCCGAAACCAUCUAAGUCGAACGAGAACCCAAAGGCACUUAAAGAAUUAUUCUUAGAAAGAAAUAUAGAUUUAUCAAACUCGAAAAAACUUGGUUCGGGAAAGUACAGUAAUGUGAUUAGCGCUGAAUUUUUACCAACAAAGCUACCGAUUGCCAUAAAAGUGAUCGAAUCGCAAAAAAUUACGUAUGAUUUUCGUACCAAGUUUUUACCUAGAGAAAUAGAAUGCUGGAAGCGCUUGCAUCAUCCGAAUCUAGUCCAUAUAUUAGGCCAUUAUGAGACGAUAGAAUGCGUUUUCUUAGCUAUGGAAUACGGCAGUAGGGGAGAUUUGUUGACUUACGUUCAAAACCAUGGGCCUCUACCAGAGUACAGAGCUAGAGACUGGCUUCUUCAAAUUUUGAAUGGAGUAGCAUAUAUGCAUAGUCUCAAAAUUGUUCAUAGAGAUCUGAAAUUGGAGAAUAUUAUCAUUUUCUCCGAUAGUUUGAUCAAAAUCAGUGAUUUCGGGUUCUCUAAAAUGGUUUCUAACGAUUAUUCUAGGACAUAUUGUGGCUCUAAAUCGUAUUCUGCUCCUGAGAUUCUUUUAGGGCAACCGUAUAACCCUUUCAAAGCAGAUGUUUGGUCAAUAGGAGUGAUCGCAUAUGUAAUGGUUACUGAUUGCAUGCCUUUUAAUGAAACUCUACCUAAUGGAAGUAUCAUCAAUAGUCAAAGGAAAAGAGAUUACAAAUUUGAUAUCCAUUUGGGUGUUUCGUCUGAUUGUAUGUCCUGCAUUGAUCGAAUGCUGACUUUCCAUGUUAAUGAGAGACCUGAUGUUUAUAAGUGCUUACAACUUCCUUGGAUGUGCGCCGUCUACCGCAAGAGCGACUUUUUCUGA
This is a messenger RNA of Auanema sp. JU1783, 1239 nucleotides long. Lineage: Eukaryota; Metazoa; Nematoda; Chromadorea; Rhabditida; Rhabditidae. The record is from the annotation of a GenBank genome assembly.